CGCGGGUAGAAACCACUCCUUCACACGCACGCACACACCUUUCCUUUCUCCUCUUGUUUAUCUUCUCACAUCUGUCUUUUAUCAUCUUUUUCAACCAAGUAGGUUAGGGCUUCAUUUACUCUUCACAUAUACAUACACCUAUACACACAAACAUCCGACCAUGGAGGUUGGCGAUUUACACGAUUGGGAGGUUCUUCACGCCUCGGAUUCCGAGUCAAUUGGUGAUGAUUCGGAGUCUAAGUGCUUUGAUUGUAUCGAUGGAGAUUCCGGUGGCGCAAUUAGACCGGAUUACUUCUCGCUCGACUCGCCGAUCGCUUUUAAGAACACCGGUGGUGUUUCCGAGGACGGUGUUUCGGUUAAUUCCAACAAUCCGAGCUGGAUUGAUCCUGGUUCCGAUACUCGUUCUCCGCGGAAGGAGUUUACUGAGUUCUGGCCUGAUUCCGCCAGUGAUCGCUCCGAUGAUCAUAAGUUUGCUGAGUUUGAGGUGAAUAAUGAUUUAGGUUUUGCUCAGAAUGAAAAAAUUGAGGCGAAUUCUGAUAAGUAUUGGUCUGAUUCGACUGGCUUUGAGGCGAAAAACGAGGAGUUUGUUGAUGACGGAAUGGAGGUUAAGGGAGUUGGUGAUGAGGUUGUUCAAGUGAAGGAAGGUGGAGAUGUGAUUGAGGUGGCGAAAGCGAGUGAGGGGGAGAAGAGAGUGAUGGCUUGGUGGAAGCUUCCAUUGGAGCUUUUGAAGUAUUGUAUGUUUAGGAUGAAUCCUGCUUGGACUGUUCCGAUGGCGGCUGCGGUGAUGGGAUUUAUGAUACUUGGACGUCGUUAUUAUAGGAUGAAGAGGAAGAGUAAGAGUGUGCAUAUGAAGGUUACUGUGGAUGAUCAGAAGGUGUCUCAGUUCAUGAACCGAGUUGCACAACUAAAUGAGGCCUUCUCUGUAGUGAAGCGGGUUCCUAUCAUUCGACCACAGCUGCCCGCAGGUGGGGUGAUGCCAUGGCCUGUGAUGUCUAGAUAAAAGUAAUGAGAAACAUCACGCUGCACCCAGAAUGGAGUAGAUCGCACCCUUAUAUGUAUGGCUUGUAUAAUCGGUAUUUUGCAUGCAACUUGUGUAAAUUAACAUUCCAAGUGCCAAGGAAAUGUACGUGUGCCUACCAAAAUCUAUGUAUAAACUUAAUUAAUACUACUAAUGUUUUUGUCGUCCAUUUGAUUUCCUCCA
Molecule: messenger RNA, 1201 nt
Organism: Daucus carota subsp. sativus
Lineage: Eukaryota; Viridiplantae; Streptophyta; Magnoliopsida; Apiales; Apiaceae
Exons: 2
Coding region: 161-1000 (279 amino acids)
Source: RefSeq, a predicted model, not a curated record